Messenger RNA from Oryza sativa Japonica Group (Japanese rice), 3713 nucleotides. NCBI's taxonomy places the organism in Eukaryota, Viridiplantae, Streptophyta, Magnoliopsida, Poales, Poaceae. The record is from RefSeq and is a predicted model, not a curated record.
GGAAAGAAAAGCACCGCAGUGGAGAGGAAGAGGAGCAAACCCUCUCCUCUCCUAUAUCAACCCCAACUCCGCCUCCCCUUCGCCCCUCUUCCUUUCCCCCCUCCGCCCCGCCCCAGAUUCCUCCGCCACCACCGCCACCGCCAUGGACGACCUCGAGCAGGCCAUCCUGCUCGCCUCGGAUUCCCCCGCCGCGGCCGCCGCCUCCCCGGCCGUGCGCGCCGAGGCGCUCGCCUACUGCGCGCGCGCCCGCGACGAGACCCCGCCGUCGUCGCUCCUCCACCUCUGCCUCUACGGCCUCGCCUCCUCCCCGCACGCCCACGUCCACUUCUGGUGCCUCCAGACCAUCCACGACGCGCUCCUCCUCCGCCGCCGCCUCGCCCUCCCCGACGACCUCGCCCUCCUCCGCUCCUCGCUGCUCUCCCUCGCCGUCUCCUCCAACGCCGCCUCCCCUCCCUUCCUCCGCAACAAGCUCGCCCAGCUCCUCGCCCUCCUCGUCCGCUUCGAGUACCCCCAUGUCUACCCUUCCUACUUCCUCGAUCUCAUCCCGCCCUCGCCGCCGCUGCCGGGACCCACCGACAUGUUCGCCCGCGUCCUCGUCUCCCUCGACGAUGACCUGCUCUCCCAGGACUACCCGCGCAACGCCGAGGAGGCCUCCGAUGCCGGGAGGGUCAAGGACGCCAUGCGCGCGCAGUGCGUGCCCCAGAUCGCCCGCCACUGGCACGAGGCCGCCGUGUCCCUCCGCGCCGCCGACCCCGCCGUCGCCGCAGUAGCCCUCGAUGCGGCGCGGAGGUGCAUCUCCUGGAUCGAUGUCUCCCUGGUCGCGAAUGACGUGUUUGUUCCCUUGCUCUUUGACAUUGCGCUGUCCCCGGGGAGCGUGGCUCCUCUUGCUGCCGCGGCGGUGGGGUGCCUCUCUGCUGUGGCAGCAAAGAGGAUGGACGCGAGGGCAAAGGUGGCGUUGCUGAGGUCGCUCAUGUCUGCCCAGAAGGGGUUUGGUAGCCCUGACAGCGGUUUGAAAAUGGCACAUUUGGUGACGGCAUACGCUGUCGAGGCUCUCGAGUGUUAUCGCAAGCUUGGCUCUAGUGAUGCUGAUGGAGCCGCGGCAUUGGAAAUGCUGGAAGAGGUGCUGCCAGCUGUAUUUGCGGCCGCAGAGAGCGGCGAUGAUGAUGAGGUUGAUUCGGGCUCGGUGCUUGAGUUUUUAUCUGGGUAUGUGAGUACGAUGAAGGCACCGACAGAGAAGCAACUUGGACACUUGGGACAGAUACUGGAGGUGGUGCGGAUGCAGAUGUCAUAUGAUCCAGUUUAUAGGGGUCAUCUUGAUGUCCUUGACAAGAUAGGGAAGGAGGAGGAAGACCUGAUGGCAGAGCAGCGGAAGGAUUUAAUUGCACUAUUUCGGAGCAUUUGUCGUGUGGCACCAGGUGCCACUCAGCUGUUCAUAAGAGGGUUGCUUGUGACGGCCCUUUCAUCUGCAGAAGUUAGUGUUGAGGAUGUUGAGGUCGCGCUUACUCUGUUUUACCGGCUUGGGGAAAUAGUGGGUGAGGAAGAGAUCCGGACUGGAGCUGGGUUAAUUAGGGAGCUUGUCCCAAUGCUCCUUUCAGCGAGAUUCUCAUGCCACACACACCGCCUAGUUGCAUUAGUGUACCUAGACACAAUUAGCCGCUAUAUCAAGUUCAUGCAGGAGAAUGACCAAUAUGUGCCACAUCUGCUUACUGUGUUCUUGGAUGAGCGUGGCAUACACCAUCAGAAUGCCCACGUGAGCUGCCAUGCAGGAUACUUGCUCAUGAGAGCUAUCAGGCUGUUGAAGGCUAAGCUAGUGCCUUACUUGGAUACCAUUUUGCAGAGCUUGCAAGAUGCCCUAGUGCAAUUCACUGCUACGGACUGGGCAAACAAAGAUAUUAAGUUCUCCAGCUCAGAGGAUGGCAGCCAAAUAUUCGAGGCUGUGGGACUGUUGAUCGGCAUUGAAGAGGUGUCACCAGAUAAGCAGGUUCAGUGCUUGACAGCUUUACUUAAUCCUCUCUGUCAACAGAUCGAGUCACUUGUUAUGGAUGCCAAAGCACAAGGACUUGAAGAAUCAUCUCCAAGAGCUAUAGGUCUUCAACAGAUUAUUGUUGCAUUGACUAUGAUCAGCAAGGGAUUUAAUGAACGGCUUGUGAUGGGAAGCAGGCCGACACUUGGCGUUAUGUUCAAGAAGACCCUUGAUGUAGUUUUGCAAGUCCUCAUCUCAUUUCCUAAUGUGAAGCCCCUGCGAUCUAAGAUCAUAUCAUUUCUCCACCGUAUGGUUGAGAUAUUAGGCAUUUCGGUGCUUCCAUGUAUUCCAAUUGCACUGCGACAGUUGCUCGUUGAUAAUGAGGCAAAAGAUAUGUCGGAAUUUCUGUACUUAAUAAACCAAAUAAUAUGCAAGUUUAAAUCUUCAGCAAAUGCCUUAUUGGAGGAUGUGUUUCCUGCCAUCGCAAGUCAUUUAUCUGUGAUACUAUCACACGAUGCCUUUUCAAAUGGUUUUGCAAGCAAUACUGAGGAAAUGCGUGAGCUGCAAGAGCUGGAAAAGAGAUUUUACGCAUUCUUGCUUCAUAUAGCAACACAUGAUCUGUCUACAGUUCUCCUAACUCCUAGUUGUAGGCAUUAUCUAGAGAACAUAAUGCAGUUGCUUUUGAUUACUUCAUGCAGCCAUAAAGAGAUAUCACAUCGGAAGACAUGCGUACAGACUUUUGUCAACCUUAUCAAAGACUGGUGUAGUAGCUCUGAAAUUGAAGAUAAGCUUCCUGGCUUCCGAGUGUUUAUGAUUGAGAAGUUCGCUACUGGUUGCUGUUUGCAGAGUGUCCUUGACAAGUCAUUUAACUUCCGUGAUGGAAUUUCGAUUGCCCUGUUUGGUGAAAUCAUGAUGGCUCAAAAGGUUAUGUAUGAAAGAUUUGGCGAGAACUUUGUUGUAAAUUUUGUAACAAAACUUCGAGAAGCACACUGCCCACCAGACCUUGCUGAACAGUACUACCAAAAGUUACAGGGAAAUGAUAUCAAGGCAUUCAAGUCAUUUUAUGAAUCACUUGUCAUGAAAAUAAGACAACAGCAGAAUGGGAGUCUUGUCUUCAGAUAGCGUCAUUCAAUUAUUUUAAAUCUGUUUGCCAGUGAAAGAUUCCUCAGUUCUACAAUUUGAAUAUAGGGUAGUUGUAUCAUCUAUGUACAUAAAGCUCUACCAUUUCUGAGAUCAGAAGAUGUAUACUGCGGGAAUAUUUUUACCGAGCCUGGCUACCGUGGCAAAGUUCCUUGAUCAAGGCAUGUUAGUGAGAUGCAGGGGAUACAUCCCCAGAGUUUCUGCUGUGAGCAUACAGGGUUUCAUUAUGUUUGUUUUGAUAUUUCUCUGGAAGUGAUCAUUGUUCUGCUCCGAGCUUGAAAUUUUUUGUAAGGCGAUUCGGGUGAAGCUAAACAGAUGGGAUAGGCAAAAGAGUGAUGUGUGGGCCGUGUUUUUCCUGACAGAAACUGUCACACCGCCUGUUGUCGUGUUACCAAAUUUUGGCAGUGGUUUUUCACCCCUUUGUUAGCUGGGGUGCUGUACAGAUUCUUUAAUAUAGUUGCGUCGUUCGCAUUAAUAAGUUUCCGUGGUCACCUUCUCGUUACCCUGAUUAUCCAGUGACAGAAGAGGCAUGCUAUGCUGACUGCAAUGUAAGAGUUCAACUUUGAUCUCUUCUCCUUUUGAGGUAGUGGAAAUUUUCUUUUUACCCAUA